AUGGAAAAAUCAGAGAAAAGGACAGUUGGAAAUAAAGAGUUGAGUGAAAGAGGUCAAUGGAGCAAUAAAGUGGACUUUCUAUUGGCUGUGGCAGGAAAUAUUGUUGGUCUGGGCAACGUCUGGAGAUUCCCAUACCUGUGUUUCAAAAAUGGAGGAGGUGCAUUCUUGAUACCUUACAUUCUCUUUGCUGUGACUUGUGGUGUGCCACUCUUUGUGCUUUCUUUCGGCCAGUACACAAAGCAGAGUCCAGUAAAAUCCUGGGGAAGACUCUGUCCAUUAGCAGAAGGUUUAGGUCACGGAGGUUGUGUAACUACACUGUACAGCUGCGUUUCUUAUAAUAUUAUUCUGGCCUGGAGUCUUUUCUACUUCAUAGCAUCUUUGGGCUCCCAGUUACCAUGGAUCACUUUUUUGAUCAAUGUGACUGUCAACAACACUCAAGGAAAUUUCAGUAUUUCUUCUGUCAUUGAAUUCUGGGAAGGCAGAGUGCUGAACAUAUCCCAAGGCAUUGAGAUACUGGGUAAUUUGAACUGGGAGAUUUUUCUCUGUUUACUGGCUAGUUGGGUGGCCUGUUACUUCUGCAUCUGGAAAGGGGUCAAGUCAACUGGAAAGGCAGUGUAUUUUACAGCCAUCUUUCCAUAUGUGAUGAUGUUCGUGCUGCUUUUAAGAACUCUAACUUUACCUGGUGCGACGAAUGGUAUAAAGUGUUAUCUGUACCCACAUCCCUCACGGCUUACAGACCCACAGGUUUGGAUUGAUGCAGGGAUUUUCUUCUCCUACGGUUUGGCAACUGGCAGCUUAUCUGUUCUUGGAAGUUACAAUAGUUACAAAAUCAACUGCUAUAGGUGAGCACCCAGCAAAAAGAGAUAAUGAUUGCAAUGUUUUUCUUGUCUUGGAAUUAUGACCUAUAUUAUAACCUACCCUCAGGCAGUAGCCAUGAUGCCUAUGCCACAACUGUGGUCAGCCUGCUUCUUUAUCAUGUUGAUUUUAUUGGGCCUGGAUUCACAGUUUGUUGGACUUGAGCUGGUAGCAUCCUCUGCAAUUGAUAUGUUCCGAGCUGUACUACAGAGGCCUUACAGGAGGGAGCUCUUUCUUUUAUUCUUCUGCAUUGCCUGCUUCUGCUUUCAGAUUCUAAUGACAACCCAGGGAGGAGUUUUCAUCUUCCAACUUAUUGAUUAUUAUGGUAGUAGUGGUGCUUGCUUACUUUUUAUGGGUCUGAUUGAAACUGUAGUAAUUGGCUGGAUUUUUGGAGCUGAUCGCAUGUUUAACGUCAUUGAGGAUAUGUGUGAUAAACCACCGAGUGCAUUCUUGAAAUACUGCUGGUGUUAUUUCACACCACUGAUGUGCCUUGGAGCUUUCAUUUUUAAUCUGGCAAGCUAUAAGCCCCUCAUGUAUAAGAAUGUUUACGUAUAUCCAGACUGGGCUUAUGGUCUUGGAUGGCUCAUGAUCUCAUUUUCUCCUAUUCUGGUCAUUACAUGGGGAUUGGUGAAGCUAUACACCCACUCAAGUUCACUAAAACAGAGUUUUAAAAGUAUAUGUACUCCAGAUGACAAACUCCCGAUGCCAAGAGCACAGCUGCAGAUUAGUGAGACUCUAAUGGCAGGAAUUUGA
Molecule: messenger RNA, 1608 nt
Organism: Ictalurus punctatus (channel catfish)
Lineage: Eukaryota; Metazoa; Chordata; Actinopteri; Siluriformes; Ictaluridae
Product: sodium- and chloride-dependent GABA transporter 3-like
Exons: 13
Biological process (GO): sodium ion transmembrane transport
Cellular component (GO): membrane
Source: RefSeq, a predicted model, not a curated record